UAUUUCGCAACUCUUCAAUUAAACUACACAUGUCUAAAUUUUUGUUAGUAAAUAGCAUAGUUCAGUGCAAAAUAUUUGCGUUCAACGUAAUUGACAAAGGAAUGUGCGGUCAGCUGUUGUAGCGUGCAGUGUUGUUAAGCGCGAAUUUUUAGUGUUAGCUCACCAACGAAUGCGAAUGCGAAAAACGCAAUAAACGCGAAUAAAAACAUUUAUAGUUCGUGCAAAAAAUGUCUGUGCUGCGUUUUUUGGUAACGCGGCAGGCGCUAACGGCGCUUAGCAGACGCGCCACACUGCCCGCCCCCACCCUAUUGCAAAGUUCACGUACAUACACAACGCUGUAUAAUUAUUGCAAUAGGAAUCAAAUCAUAGCGAGCACAAACUCAACAAUCACAACAGCAACGGCAAAUCAAAGACAACUUCAGCUACAGCAAACCCGGGAGCACAAGCGUUUUGGACAUGGCGAGGAGAGAACGCCGAAGGUAACCAAAUACUUCCAUUUCAUGGUUAUCACAUUGUUUGUGAUCUCCGUGCUAGAUUGGGGCAAAGUGAAGCGCUUGCUCAUGCCAAAAGUUGACGCGGAUGCGGGCCAGCAACCCACAAAUGGCGUUAGUGCCGGCCAAAGCAACUCCAAUAACGAUAGCGAUAGUGAAGCCACCGUCGAUGCCGAUGACAAGCUCAAAGCCGUCAAGGAGAAGAUUGGUUUCCGUGAGCGCAAAAUCAUUGAAUAUGAGAAUCGCAUCAGGCAAUUCUCAACGCCAGACAAAGUAUUUCGCUAUUUUGCCACCAUCCAAGUGCCGGUGGCCGAUGAUCGACAUGAGGUCUACAUGACACCAACCGAUUUCUUGACUAGCAUGACGCCAGGCAUGAAGCAGCCAGAUGGUCUGGGAUUGGAUCAGUAUAGACGCUACGAUCCUAAAUCGGUGGGUGAGCAGCUGAACCUGCAGCUUGAGAAGGACAGCAUCUUCUACAAGCUUGGCUCCUUUGGCCUCAUCACCUUCUCUGACUAUAUCUUUUUGCUCACCGUACUAUCGAUAUCCCGUCGUCACUUCGAGAUCGCCUUCCGCAUGUUCGAUUUGAAUGGCGAUGGCGAUGUAGACUGCGAGGAAUUCGAAAUGGUGGCGACUCUCGUCCGACAACAGACGAGCAUGGGAACACGACAUCGCGAUCAUGCCAACACCGGGAACACGUUCAAGGGCGUCAAUUCGGCAUUGAUCACGUAUUUCUUUGGACCCAAUAUGGAUGAGAAGCUGACCAUCGAAAAGUUCCUGGACUUUCAAGAGCAACUGCAACGUGAAAUGCUCUCGCUGGAGUUUCAACGGAAACAACCCAACGAGGAGGGCAACAUCACCGAAGCGGACUUUGCUGAACUGAUGCUCGCCUAUGCGGGAUAUCCCCAGAAGAAGAAGCUCAAGAAGUUAAAGCGUGUGAAGCGUCGUUUUCGUGAUCAUGGCACUGGCAUUUCCAAGCAGGAUUAUCUCGACUUCUUUCAUUUUCUGAACAACAUCAACGAUGUGGACACGGCGUUGACUUUCUAUCACAUUGCGGGCGCUUCGAUUGAUCAGAAGACGUUGCAACAUGUGGCCAAAACUGUGGCGGCUGUUAAUCUCUCCGAUCAUGUGGUUGAUGUGGUCUUUACCAUCUUCGAUGAGAACAAUGACAACCAGCUGAGUAACAAAGAAUUCGUUUCAGUCAUGAAGAAUCGCGUGCAACGCGGUUUAGAGAAGCCCAAGGAUACGGGCUUCCUUAAGAUGAUGCGUUCAGUGUUCAAAUGUGCCAAGGAAACCAAACCCGUCUUACUUGACAUUUAGAGUAAUUGAAAUUGGAAUUGUGGAUUGCCAAAUAUUUUCCCUCGCUCGAUUUUUAUUGACCUUCGUGUGCUCCAAGCGCCUUCACUUAGUCAUUUUGCAAACGCUUGCUGUUAUUUUUAUUAUUUUUUCUCCGUGCU
This is a messenger RNA of Drosophila nasuta, 1945 nucleotides long. RefSeq names its product Mitochondrial calcium uptake 1 (gene MICU1). NCBI's taxonomy places the organism in Eukaryota, Metazoa, Arthropoda, Insecta, Diptera, Drosophilidae. Gene Ontology annotation, molecular function: calcium ion binding. The record is from RefSeq and is a predicted model, not a curated record. Gene Ontology annotation, cellular component: uniplex complex. The transcript has 8 exons. Bases 228 to 1808 code for a protein of 526 amino acids. Gene Ontology annotation, biological process: calcium import into the mitochondrion; mitochondrial calcium ion homeostasis.